CACUGAGGGUGCUGGUUGUGCGUCCCACACGAACUGUGACCACGCUGGAUGCUCUGGAUGUUCGUCCUGGAUGGUGAAGCUGUGGACUGACAGCAUCGUUCUGCACUGACUGGAAAGCAGAGACUUUGCCAUGGAGCCUGGAAGACUUUGGUCCAGAUACCACAGGACUGUGUUUGUCACUAUGGUCAUGUUCACACUGGGAAUGCUGUGCACGGUGACGGCAGACAUGUGUCUUUCUUCCCCCUGCAGAAAUGGUGCCACUUGUGUUGACUACAUGACAGACUAUGGGUGUAUUUGCCCCAAAGAGCCAGUGUACAUGGGCAAGAACUGUGAUGAGCUGUAUGAUGCCUGUAUCCGGGCACCCUGUGCCAACUGCACCAGCAAACCUGGAACAGAAGAAUUCACCUGCUACUGCCCCCACGGCCUCACAGGGCCCAACUGCACCCAGGAGAUAGAUGAAUGCCAGAGCAGCCCCUGUGAAGGUGUCCGCUCCCACUGUGUCAACCAAGAGGAUGGAUACUCAUGCCACUGUCCCAUAGGACUGGGGGGUGAGAGGUGCCUGGAUAAUGUGACCACUUGUUCCCAGCAGACAUGUCAGAAUGCUGGCACUUGUGUUGAUGUCCCUGACAUUGGUUUCCAGUGCCAGUGUCCUGCAGGGUAUCAGGGCAGGAGCUGUGAGGAGAACAUUGACGAAUGCCAGUCUGAACCCUGUCAGAAUGGUGCCAUCUGUAAGGACAGAGUUGAUGGCUACCAGUGUUUCUGUGUGCCUGGAUAUCAGGGUUACCACUGUGAUCUGGACAUCAAUGAGUGUGCCUCACGUCCCUGUCAGAACAACGGCACAUGUCUGGAUGAAGUGGAUGAAUACAAGUGUGACUGUGCACAAGGCUUCAAAGGCCUUAACUGUGAGAUUGAGAUUGAUGAGUGUGAGGUGCUUCCCUGCCAGAACGGCGCCACCUGCAGAGACCACAUCGCUUUGUACACAUGUGAGUGUGUUCCCGGCUUCCAGGGCAAAGACUGUGAGGUGAACAUCAAUGAAUGUGCCAGCAUGCCGUGUCUCAACAACGGCAAAUGCAUAGACGGGAUUAAUAGCUAUGACUGUGACUGCAAUGGGACAGGCUUUGUAGGUGACCACUGUGAGGAGGACAUCCCUGAAUGUGCUUCUGACCCCUGUCAAAAUGGAGCCAUUUGUGUGGAGGGGGUCAAUCAGUAUAACUGCCUCUGCUGGCCAGGUUUUGAAGGAGAAAACUGCCAGGUGGACAUAGACGAGUGUGAACUAAAUCCCUGUGAGAACGGUGGCACGUGUUUCCAGCGCUCAGAUGUCCUGAAUUACAGAACUGUGCCUGAACUCAGCACGGUCAAUUUCAGUUUUCAAGAGGCUGCUGGCUUCAUCUGUCGCUGCCCGCCGGGAUUCAUUGGACAAAACUGUUCCAUGAACGUGAAUGAAUGUGAGUCUGGUCCAUGUCAGCAGGGCGGAAGCUGUCAAGAUUUGAUCAACUCUUAUCUGUGUUUGUGUCCCAGUGGCUUCACAGGUGUGCACUGUGAGCUGGACAUCAAUGAAUGUGACAGUGAUCCGUGCCAGAAUGGUGCCACGUGUGAAGAUGCAGUCAGCAAAUACAGGUGUCACUGUCCUGUGCCAGAGGCUGGACAGGAGCCCUGGGGUGGGCACAACUGUGAGGUCCGUCUGACUGGCUGCCGAAGACACCAAUGUCAACAUGAAGCGACCUGCGUUCCUGUGCUGACUGACGACAGAGAACACAGGUAUACAUGCUCGUGUCAGGCCGGCUGGACAGGAGAACGCUGCAACACCUCCACAACCUUUUCCUUUAACUCUGAGGGCUAUGUCCACAUCCAGCUGCCUGCGUCCGCAAACAAGUCGCAUCAUGAGAUCAGCAAUGGGUAUUACAGCUAUGGCCUCCACAUGCAGCUGCGUUUCAAAAGCACUCUGCCCAACAUGGUCCUGUACUAUCGUGGGAAACUGGAUCACUUUGUCUCAUUGGAACUAGUAGAGGGCUUCCUCCAAGCCAGGAUGAAGAUAGGGAAGCUACUGCAAGUUACCCACCCUCAACCGGUCAGUGAUGGACUAUGGUACCAGGCAACCGUGACCAUGGAUGAAAGGCUGGUUUUGGUAGUAAAGGGUCCUGGUUGUGAGGGAGAAGGGUGCAAAGUGAAGAAUGAUGGCUUCAACUAUCUUAUCUUUGCGCAGCCCAGCUCAUUUCAGCAGCUUUUUGUGGGAGGGUUACCACAGGAAUAUUUAGCCCACACAGUGAGUAAUAAGGGCUUCAUUGGCUGCAUGGAGGACCUUCAAAUUGACAAUAAAUUGUUGCUGCCUCAAGAUCUUAAAAGAGAGGAGAAUUUAGGCUUGGAACUGGGAUGCACCAAAGUAGACUGGUGUCAGGAGGACCCAUGCUCGCAACGUGGACAAUGUGUUGACAUGUGGAUUCGGGCCGGCUGUCAGUGUGUCCGACCCUACUAUGGGGAGCACUGUGAGAAUGAGUAUCCAUCAUGGACCUUUGGAUCUGAGAACACCACCAGCUAUGCUGCCGUUGAUAUUUUGGAGGGUCACAAAGACAACUUCACCAUCUCCUUUUUAAUGCGAUCCCUUAAACACAAUGGUCUGCUACUGCAGUUCCAUCGGGGAAAAAAAUCUUAUCUUACGAUUUACCUGAAGGAAGGCACUGUGGCUGUCUACAGCCCCUACACCACACUGCUGUCAGAAGCUAUGUCUGUCACUGAUGGCCACUAUAAUUUAGUGACUAUCAAGAUAAACUAUGGCCAUGUAGUCUUCCCCAAAGCAGGACAUCAUCGCGCCUUAGGGAAUGUGAGUGUAGAGGCCGGGGAUGUGGCAUAUAUUGGCGGGCUCCCUGCAGGGAACAGUGUGUAUUCCUGGGGUGGAAACUUCAAGGGCUGCCUGCAGGACAUUCGACUGGACCACAAACAUCUUACAACCAAGGAACUACCAGAGGAGGUGGAGGUUUAUCACAUGCGUUUGUCCCGUAAUGUGCUUGUUGGAUGCCACAGUGAUGACACAUGCAAGGUUGAUCCCUGUUUCAACGGUGGGCAAUGUGUGGUCACCUGGAAUGAUUUCAGAUGUGACUGUCCUGUUAACUUCUCUGGCAGGCUCUGUGAGACUCGUGUGUGGUGUGUCGACAACCCCUGUUUUGACAGAGCGCAGUGUGUGGACCUGCAGCACGGCUAUGAGUGUCUAACUGAAGCCACUUUCCAGGAUAAUGCUCUCCAGUUCGUUGCAAACAGUUCCAUACUCAGCCCUGUGACCAACAUUACCAUGGAUCUGAGAACACGUGAUGAGAAUGGUGUGUUGUUACGAGCUACCAACAGAAUGGAAGUCUUCUGUUUGGGUCUCCUCAACUCUACCCUACUGGUCAAACUUCGCAGUGGACUGGGUCCUGAGUUGGUUGCUUUCACAAGUGACAAAACCAUUGCUGAUGGGGCGUGGCACCACAUCCAGCUGACUAUGGUUGACCCCAUGCAGGCAGUCUCUCGCUGGAUCCUUACUGUAGAUGGAAAGAGGGUGGGAUGUAGCUUGACUGUUGGUGGUAAUCUCAACUUCCUCAAUGAGACCAAGGUCUGGCUGGCUGAGAACUUCACUGGAUGUUUGGGUGAUGUGAGGGUGGGUGGGGUCUACCUUCCACUUAUAAAUGUUAGAGACCCCCCUCAGUUGACCCAUUUCUCUAGAAUAGGUGGUCAUGAGCCAAUCAUAGGAUGUCAUGGAGCCCCAGUUUGUGAAUCCCAGCCAUGCCUCAAUCAAGGUGUGUGUCAGGACCAGUACAAUGAGUUCAACUGCAGCUGCAGCCCAGGAUGGGAGGGUGAGGUGUGUCAGACUGAGAUAAAUGAAUGCUUACCAGAUCCGUGUGUGUAUGGCACUUGUACUGACCAACUGGCAGACUACCAGUGUGACUGCCAGCCUGGUUACACGGGGAAAGACUGCCAAGAUGAGGUGGACAACUGUCUGGAAUUCAGCUGUGUCAAUGGAGGAACCUGCCUGGAACUGACUGGAAUUCACACAUGUUUGUGUCCUCCCAACUACAUCGGUAAACGCUGCCAGUGGCGCUUCCCUCCUGUAGCAUGUGAUGCGUACACAGAGUGCCUGAAUGGAGGCGUCUGCGUGGGAGAUGAACUGGGGGGCAACUGCACCUGUAAACCGGGAUACAUUGGAACCAGGUGUGAGACAGAAAUAGACGAGUGUGUGUCCAGCCCGUGUCUGAAUGGCGCCACCUGUUUGGACAGAUUCAACCACUUUCAGUGUGUGUGUGUGCGAGGCUUCAGCGGGAAGUUGUGUGACCACAGUAAAGAGGAGCCUCUGGAGGGCGUGGCCUGGCUGGCGGUGACCAUCCCCUUGGCCACCCUGUGUGUCUUACUGGCCAUCCUGGCUGUGUUUUUCCUCGUCAUGACAGCGCGUAAGAAGCGGCAGUCGGAGGGAACCUACAGCCCCAGUUCACAGGAAGUGGCCGGUGCCAGGCUGGAGAUGGGCAGUGUUCUCAAGGUGCCUCCUGAGGAGAGGCUGAUCUGAGGCCUGCUACCUCACCUCACCACAUCCAGCUGAAAAACAGCAUGAUGCAAACCUACGAGCGAAGGAUUAGUGCCAACCCGGGACAGUGACCAAAGCCUUCCUGAGGUUCAGUGAGGUCACUGAUGUCUGACACUGGAGGUCAGUCUGAGGCCAUGUUUGAACAGGACUUAAGUUAUGGACAUCAUGAAGCACUGGUCCAGUCCCAGUGUCGCCAAGCCCUGACCCUGAACCCUAACCCCUGAACCCUCACAGACAUAAAAGGUGUCCCCUGGAAAAUGAGUGCAAGAGGUUAGAGGGGUUCAACGUGGUAUAAAUAGGAAUGGAACACAUCAUGUUACCUCAACACUGACAUGUUGCUUCCUAUUAUGCACUAAAAAAUAUUUUACCCUACUUAUAAGAUUUAUGCAU
Thalassophryne amazonica is the source of this 4936-nucleotide messenger RNA. RefSeq names its product protein crumbs homolog 1-like. The record is from RefSeq and is a predicted model, not a curated record. The coding region runs from base 131 to 4528 and encodes 1465 amino acids. Lineage: Eukaryota; Metazoa; Chordata; Actinopteri; Batrachoidiformes; Batrachoididae. Gene Ontology annotation, biological process: establishment or maintenance of epithelial cell apical/basal polarity; heterophilic cell-cell adhesion. Gene Ontology annotation, molecular function: calcium ion binding. The transcript is spliced from 13 exons. Gene Ontology annotation, cellular component: plasma membrane; protein-containing complex.